CUGACUGAAGAGUGAGACCUGAAUUCGGAUUGUUGUUGGUGUCGAAGUCCCUAUCUCGCAGCUCGCGCUCGAGUUGUUCAUAUCCACGAGUAGAAAGCCAACGUAAAUCUUCGAUUAAUAAGCGUCCCAUGAACUGCACAUUGCCAGCAAAACCAUCCACAAAUUCUGUCUCGUCCAAACUGUCCAAGUUAGACUGAGCUUAGAAAUUUAAGCUUGAGAUGAUAGAUUGCCACAGACCCAGUUCCUUGCCGUCCGGGCAGAAACAUCCUAACCGACGAUAGAGACAGAGUUAAAUUUCUCUUUCUGAGAAAAGGAAUAUCCAAUGAAGUUUCUGGUAAUGGGCCAAAGGGCUGGGCCAGUAGCUCGCGUAGACUGAGUGGCAUGUUGGCUGCGAGAUAGAGAGAAGCGCUGCAGCCGGAUUAGGCAACACUUUCCUUCAUCCCGCCAUCAUGCUUGGCCGUCGACUGCUCCGAGGCAACCAGUCUUCCUCUCUCUCGACCAUUGCAAAAGCUCUGGCCCGGUCGAACUCGACUGCUGUUACCCCAGCUCCUGUGGCAACCUCCAACCCUCUUGCUGCCCAAGCUCCCAACUACCCAACGACAUGGUCAGCCAACCAGCGGCCACGCCCACUCGGACAAUCAAACCCUCGCUUCGAGCAGACUGCUAUGGAGACCCAACCAGCUCCAUUGAGUGCCAUGCAGCUCAUUGCCGAAGAGCCCAUACGCCUGGUGGACGGCAGGAAGGCCGUCUGCGAUGGAGGUGACGGACCAUUAGGACAUCCGAAGAUAUAUAUCAAUUUGGACCAACCCGGCCCUCGUUCAUGCGGAUACUGCGGUCUGCGUUUCCAGCAAAAUCACCAUGCACAUUGAUAGAAUGUUGAGAAGGACCCUGCCGAGUAACAUACGGUGUCUUGUACAUGGCGGUAAUGAAUUAA
Messenger RNA from Desarmillaria tabescens, 934 nucleotides. RefSeq names its product zinc-finger domain-containing protein. Bases 450 to 869 code for a protein of 139 amino acids. The record is from RefSeq and is a predicted model, not a curated record. Gene Ontology annotation, biological process: mitochondrial electron transport, NADH to ubiquinone. NCBI's taxonomy places the organism in Eukaryota, Fungi, Basidiomycota, Agaricomycetes, Agaricales, Physalacriaceae. The transcript is spliced from 5 exons.